AUGGAUGCGAAUUGGUUUAAUGCGCUUUUUGAUGACCAUUAUGAAAAUGUUAUGAAUAAUGUUGGUCGGUAUGUGUCUGGUGGGUUUGCUGGUACAAGUUCUGGAAGUGGUUUUGGAGGUAGUUUCGAUGCUGGUUAUGGGAACAAUAACGAGUUGCAGGACGACGACCAAAAUCAACAGGAUGAUAAUGACAGUGGCGAUUUAUUUUGGCAUAGAGAGUGUGAUCACACUAAAUUAGUCAUAUGCACUGCUGGAGCACUGGCUUUGUAUCACAAUGCGUAUGUUUAUAAAGAACCAUGUAUGGUUUCAUACAACACUGGAAUGCGAUGGUUGAUUGAAAUUUUAAAUGGGCCUUGGGUGCGUUGUGUGCACAUGUUUCGGAUGGAUGCAGACACAUUUAAGAGUUUGUCUCUUGAGUUGGAAACAAUGUACGGGUUGAAACAGUCUAGACGGAUGAGUGUUAUUGAGAAGGUAGGCAUGUUUCUCUACACUUUAGCUCUAGGCGCUUCGAACAGGGAAGUUCAAGAGAGGUUUCAACAUUCAGGUGAAACCGUGUCCAGAAAUUUCAACGAAGUUCUUCGUUCUGUGUCCGUGCUAGUUGCUGAUUUAAUCAGACCAGUAGAUCCAGAAUUCACAGCAACACCACUGGAAAUUGCAAUGAAUCCGAGAUACAUGCCCCAUUUCAAGAAUUGCAUUGGAGCGAUUGAUGGAACACAUGUACGUGCAUGUGUAUCACAAGAAAAUCAAAUCCCAUUUAUUGGUAGAAAAGGUGUACCGACGCAAAAUAUAAUGACAGCAUGUAGCUUUGACAUGCAAUUUACAUUUGUUUGGGCUGGGUGGGAAGGUAGUGCACAUGAUACAAGAAUAUUUUAUGAGGCGAUCGGAAAUACAAACAUACAAUUUCCGAGGCCACCGGAAGGGAAGUAUUAUCUCGUUGAUUCGGGAUAUCCGAAUAAGUACGGUUACUUGGGUCCAUAUAGAGGGGAGAGAUAUCAUCUUCCAGAAUUUCGUCGACGAGGACAACCGCGAAGUCGGGAGGAACUAUUCAACCGAGUCCAUUCAUCCUUACGAUGUGUAAUCGAACGUACAUUUGGAGUUUGGAAGAAAAGAUGGCGAAUCUUGCAAAACAUGCCUGAGUUUCCUUAUGAAUCACAAGUUAAAAUUGUUGUCGCAUCAAUGGCGAUGCAUAACUACAUUCGGCGGAAGUCGAGCCAAGAUGUUGCAUUCAACAAGUUUGAUAGUCAUCCAGAUUUUGUUCCUCCUGAUACUUUUCCCGAUGUCGUUACACAAUCACAACCACGAGGGCACCAAAGGGCGUCGCGUAUGGAUUUUAUUCGUGAUGGCAUUGCAAAUAGUUUGAUGGGACAAUGA
Molecule: messenger RNA, 1371 nt
Organism: Populus trichocarpa (black cottonwood)
Lineage: Eukaryota; Viridiplantae; Streptophyta; Magnoliopsida; Malpighiales; Salicaceae
Exons: 3
Coding region: 1-1371 (456 amino acids)
Source: RefSeq, a predicted model, not a curated record